AUGGACGAAGCGUCCAAUAUCAUGCCCAGUGAACUGCCAAUUGAACACCACCAACGACAUACGCGGGAUCGUACGACUUCAUUUAACUCAUUUUCUCACUUCAAAAGUGGUCCGUCUAAGCAUAUGCGACCUUCCACCCACCGAAAUCGUGGUUCUAAUGCAAGCAUGAAAAGCAUCAGCUCUGAAACUGACUACUCGGAAAUUAUUGCCCCCAUUCCCCGCCGACAUCUCUUGCAAACGUCACAAAGUCUUCAUUGGCUUCGGGUUGACACAUCGUCGGGAGAUGAAUGGCUUAACAGAGGUGUCUCUCCCGUUUCCGCGUCUUCAGUCGGCUCUAGCUUCCCAAAUAAUAGGAUGGGCAAUCGACUUAGCUUCACUGCUCUUAUGGAACACGAAAGAACCGCCGCUGGCCCAUCAUCCACGGCUGGGAACUGUUGGGCUGGAAGGCAGUUUGUGAGGUGGAUGCAUCGGAACAAUAUGAAAAACUGGGUGAUUCCUUCAGCUAUCGUUGCAUCUACCUUGGUGAAAUGGUGCAUCGGAUUCGGAACAUAUUCUGGCCACAAUACGCCACCUAUGUUCGGUGACUAUGAAGCCCAGCGACACUGGAUGGAGCUUACUGUACACCUCCCCGUCAGGGAAUGGUAUACUUAUGACUUACAGUACUGGGGUCUUGACUAUCCUCCUCUGACUGCGUAUGUUUCAUGGCUAUGUGGAAGAAUUGGGUCUUUGAUUGAACCUUCAUGGUUCACGCUACAUGCAUCUCGCGGUAUGGAGACCGGAGGAAGCAAGCUAUUCAUGCGAGCCACUGUGCUCGUCCUUGAUCUCCUAAUUUAUAUUCCGGCAUUGUACACAUUUGUAUACGCAUGGCAGGGCACGCGAUCAUCUAGGAAACGACACGCUGGGCUGCUUACAUUACUGUUCCAUCCAGCGCUUCUAUUAAUCGACUGUGGUCACUUCCAGUAUAACUCCGUUAUGUUAGGUUUAACACUACUUGCGAUUAACGCCUUUGCAGUCGGACAUGAUCUUCUUGGAGCUAUCCUUUUUGUCUUGAGUUUAGGUUUCAAACAGAUGGCUCUUUACUACGCACCGGCGAUCGGCUCUUACUUGAUUGGAAAAUGCAUCUAUCUAGGCCCCAUCCAUGGCACUCGCCUGUUUCUGCGUCUAGCGCUGACAACAACAUUAGCCUUCGUCAUCAUGUUUACACCCUUCCUCCCUCCCUUCUCUCCUCUUUCCACUAUAGCUGCACCCAUCACUCGCAUCUUCCCAUUUGGACGUGGUCUCUUCGAAGACAAAGUUGCCAACUUUUGGUGCUUCACCAACGUGUUGGUGAAGUGGAAGCAGAUAUUUGCUAGCAGAGAAGGAAUUCUGAUCAAAGCCUCUACUGGACUUACCGCUCUUGGGUUCUUGCCUGGUGUAGCUGCGCUCAUUUCGAAGAACGUUCAAAACGACUCAGUGAACGUGCCUCCUUCGAUGGCACCCGCGGCACCGUCAUCACCAACGCCAAUUUUGCCGCUAUUACCCUACGCACUCCUAACUUGUUCCAUGUCGUUCUUCCUUUUCUCGUUCCAGGUGCAUGAGAAGACCAUUCUUAUUCCCCUCCUACCUCUCACACUCCUGCUGUCGGGCGCCGCACCCACUGACGAUGUAUUCUUGUGGGGAGCUUUGGGCAACAACGUUGGUGUCUUUAGCAUGUGGCCCUUGCUCAAAAAAGAUGGAUUGGGACUCCAGUACCUUGCGAUGCUUCUUCUCUGGAACCGGUUGAUUGGGCAUAAUCCGUUCAAACUACACUAUGGAUAUUUUGUAGGACUCGUAUCUUCCGUGGUACAUACAGCAAUAGUCCUUCUCCAUCUGCUCGAGUUUACAGUAACGCCUCCCGCACGCUACCCUGACCUCUUCCCAGUCCUCAACGUCCUAAUAUGCACUCCGACCUUUGGACUCAUCUGGCUUUGGAGCAUCAAGCGCUCGGUGGAAGUGGGCUGGGCUAUAAGCGGACUACCUGGGAAACGCGAAAAGGAAGGGCCUUCUUCAGCUAUGUCUGCAGCCAGUGCAACCUCAUCGAGCGCAGCGUUCGGGCACAGUGCGAUACGUGGAGAGACGGGGGUGCGUGCGAUGAGUCUUGGGUAUGCAAGUGGGCGUGGGCGCGGACAGGCUGAUGCUAGGAGACGAGCGCUAGUGGUGAGCGCGGGUGGUGACCGGGAGCAUUGA
Molecule: messenger RNA, 2205 nt
Organism: Suillus subaureus
Lineage: Eukaryota; Fungi; Basidiomycota; Agaricomycetes; Boletales; Suillaceae
Product: ALG6, ALG8 glycosyltransferase family-domain-containing protein
Exons: 11
Coding region: 1-2205 (734 amino acids)
Biological process (GO): protein N-linked glycosylation
Cellular component (GO): endoplasmic reticulum membrane
Molecular function (GO): dolichyl pyrophosphate Man9GlcNAc2 alpha-1,3-glucosyltransferase activity
Source: RefSeq, a predicted model, not a curated record